AUGGUCGACGUGGCACCUGCGCCUGCGAUUGCAGGCAUGACUCCUGCCAUCCCUGUCGGCAUGCCUAUUCCGCCUGAUGAACCUCAUGCUGUGUCUGUGUCGCUGCCUCACUGGCAAGACAUUGUGGACUACGAAGAAGGUCGUCUGACAGACUCUAUGAAGACGGGCUACCCCCGCUUCUUUAUUCAUCGCUCUAUUCAGAAGCUAGCGGAGCUUAUGAGGACCAAGUUUGCCCGUCCAGGUGAGAGAACGAUGCUUUUCCCCUCUUCGCAGCAUGCAUCGCAGUGCCGUGACUUUAUUAGUGCCAGGGCCGCCCAAGCCGAGCCACCGCAAGCCAAUGUGUCUGUACGCAUCGUGCGUCUGUGUGUGAUGGCCCACAGUGCUAAGGAGAUGCAAACGCUCAAGAGCGUCAGUGUGCACACUCCUUCAGUCUCGGAGACGUCGAUGAACUUAUACAUUGUUCUCUUCCCACAGACGCUCUUCCCGAUCGCCAAGCAGUUCUGGCAGCAUACUGGCGUGGGUAUUUCGAGUCGUAUGGCGGACGAAUGCCUGCGCAUUUUGGAGCACAACGAAUCGCUUCUCCACCCGAAUGAGACGGGCAGUGCCUCCGCGUCGAUAAUGUCGCGACGUGGCUCCUUGCCAAUGGCGGGAAGCUCACAGCCGCGUGGUGGUGGCUUUGGCCGAAGCCGUUACUCACGUGGCAACAGUUUUGGCAUGACCUCCGAAACUACACCGUCGACCAGCGCGACCAAGCUUGUGCCAGAGCCGCCGGCUGACGAGGACGAUGAUAUGACAUUCGAGCAGGCUGUGUUCAUGGAAGAGCGGUACGGCCGGAACCUGCCGUUUGCGCUGUCCGCCGAUGCCAAGGUUGCGCUGCGUCGUCGUAUUGCUGGUACGCUGGUCGGCAAUGUCGAGGACGAGCCAGCAGAGAGCGCUGUGAGUGCGCGUUAUGCCAAGGGCCUGACAGAAAACAAUGUCUUCCUCUACCCUUGUGGCAUGGCGAGUAUUUUUAACGCGCAUCAGCUGCUAAUGCUGGAACGGGCAUGGACCAAGCAGGGCAUUCCCAUCACGAAGGAAUCAUGUACGUCCGCGCUACGUGCCAUGAAAGAUCCUAGCUUUACGCGUCUGUCGCAUGGCAUCGGGAAAUCGGUAUGUUUUGGUUUCCCGUACACAGAUACGCUCAAAGUGCUUGAGAAGUGGGGUCCUGGAUGUCACUUCUUUGGACACGGCACCGACCAGGAUGUGGACGAACUCGAGGCGCUUCUGGCUGCGCAGCCAGACGACGAGCCUAAAAUUCAUGCGCUGUUUUGCGAGUUCCCCGGGAACCCACUCCUGCGAUCGGCAGACUUGCCGCGGCUACGCGCCUUAGCCGACAGGUACGAUUUUAGUAUCGUGAUCGACGAAACGAUCGGCAACUUUGUGAAUGUCGAAGUGUUGCCGUAUGCGGAUAUGGUCGUAUCGAGUCUGACAAAAGUGUUCUCGGGUGAGUGCAACGUCAUGGGCGGCUCGUUGGUCGUCAAUCCGCAAUCAAAACGCGCUCAGCACCUGCUGACCAUUCUUUCGGCCAUGUACCAGGACAACGUAUGGGUCGAAGAUGCAAUUUUUCUCGAGCGCAACUCCCGCAACUUUGUCGCACGCAUCGCCCAGAUUGAUGAAAACACGGAAAUGAUCGUGGAUAUGCUGCAUGCACAAAGUCGUGUGGCUGGCAAGUCCGAAAGUGUGGUUCAAGCGGUCUAUUAUCCGAAGUACGUCACGCGCGCCAACUACGACAAGUGCCGCCGUACGCAGCCGUACGCGCCUGGACGUGAAGGCCCUAGCCAGGGCGGAUACGGCGGUCUCUUCUCGGUCGAGUUCACGUCGAAGCCGGCAGCCAUUGCUUUCUACGAUCAUUUGCAGUGUGCCAAGGGACCCUCGCUGGGCACCAACUGCACGAUUUCGUGCCCGUACACACUGCUGGCGCACUACACGGAACUUGACUGGGCAGCUCAGCUGGAAGUGAGCGAUACAUUGGUCCGUGUGAGUAUCGGCUUGGAAGAGCCACCAGCGCUCCGUGAGGCGUUUACCGUGGCGUUGGCGGCUGCGACUGUAGCUGCCACGGCCUAG
Messenger RNA from Malassezia pachydermatis, 2103 nucleotides. RefSeq names its product plp-dependent transferase. The coding region runs from base 1 to 2103 and encodes 700 amino acids. Lineage: Eukaryota; Fungi; Basidiomycota; Malasseziomycetes; Malasseziales; Malasseziaceae. The record is from RefSeq and is a predicted model, not a curated record. The transcript has 2 exons. Gene Ontology annotation, molecular function: cystathionine gamma-synthase activity; pyridoxal phosphate binding. Gene Ontology annotation, biological process: transsulfuration.